Messenger RNA from Brassica oleracea var. oleracea, 297 nucleotides. RefSeq lists its product as uncharacterized. The annotation marks the transcript as partial. The transcript is spliced from 2 exons. The record is from RefSeq and is a predicted model, not a curated record. Lineage: Eukaryota; Viridiplantae; Streptophyta; Magnoliopsida; Brassicales; Brassicaceae. Gene Ontology annotation, molecular function: zinc ion binding.
AUGUCAGGGGCUUCAAGUGAUGUAUCUGGAGCAUCGAGUGGAGGAAGUAGUUCUCUUCGCAGAGGUGGAAAGAUAAUAGGGAUUCCAAAGAGAUGUUGGUGUGGCACUGAAAUUGUCCCUCUGAUGUCAAAAUCCGACCACAACCCAUACAGAAGAUACUUCCGAUGUGCCCAUGCUGCAGCGAAGAAGCUUAUGAAUGAUAACCAUGUAUUCAAGUGGAUUGAUGAGGUUUUGAUAAACGAAGUUGAAUCACUCCAAUUCAAAAUUGCAAGGCAUGAAGAACAACUGAUAGAGAUG